CAUGGCGGCCAGGCAGGAGGUGCUCACUUUGCAGGCUGAAGUUGCCCAGCGUGAGGAGGAGCUGAGGUCCCUGAAGCAGAGGCUGGCGGCGGCUCUUCUGGCCGAGCAGGAGUCCGAGCGGUUGGUUCCGGUGUCUCCCCUACCGCCGAAGGCCGCCCUGUCCCGAGAUGAGAUUCUGCGCUACAGCCGGCAGCUCGUGCUGCCUGAGCUGGGCGUGCAGGGACAGCUGCGCCUGGCGACUGCGUCCGUGCUGGUCGUGGGCUGCGGGGGGCUCGGCUGCCCACUGGCGCAGUACCUGGCAGCGGCCGGCGUCGGCCGCCUGGGCCUUGUGGACUACGACGUAGUAGAAGUGAGCAACCUGGCCCGUCAGGUGCUGCACGGCGAGGCACUGGCCGGCCAGGCCAAGGUCUUUUCGGCCGCCGCUACACUGCGCCGUCUCAAUUCGGCGGUGGAGUGCGUGCCCUACGCCCAGGCGCUUACGCCAGCCACGGCGCUAGAUCUGGUCGGCCGCUAUGACGUGGUGGCUGAUUGCUCCGACAACGUGCCCACUCGCUACCUGGUUAACGACGCCUGUGUGCUAACCGGCCGGCCCCUCGUGUCGGCCAGCGCCCUGCGCUUCGAGGGCCAACUCACAGUCUACCACUACGGCGGUGGGCCUUGCUAUCGCUGCGUGUUUCCGCAACCACCUCCGGCGGAGACGGUGACCAGCUGCGCGGAUGGCGGGGUGCUUGGUGUGGUUACCGGGGUCCUGGGCUGCCUGCAGGCGCUGGAAGUGUUGAAGAUCGCUGCAGGUCUGGGCCCCUCUUACACUGGCAGCCUGUUGCUCUUUGACGCCCUCGGAGGUCAUUUCCGCUCUAUUCGGCUGCGGAGGCGUAGGGCCGACUGUGCAGCUUGCGGGGAGCGGCCCACUGUGACUGAUCUGCAGGACUACGAAAGCUUCUGUGGCUCUGCGGCCACCGAUAAAUGCCGCUCCCUACAGUUGCUGAGCCCGGAUGAGCGAAUUUCUGUCGUCGACUAUAAGCGACUUCUGGAUUCCGGGUCACCCCACCUGUUGCUGGACGUCAGGCCUCCCGUGGAGGUGGACCUGUGUCGGUUACCUCACUCGCUACACAUCCCUUUGAAACAUUUGGAACGGAGGAAUGCGGAGAGCCUGAAACUCUUGGGAGAAGCAAUCCGGGAAGGGAAGCAGGGCACACAGGAAGGGGCAUCUCUCCCCAUUUAUGUGAUCUGCAAACUGGGCAAUGACUCCCAGAAAGCCGUGAAGAUCCUGCAGUCCUGGACAGACUUAGACUCUUUAACAGUUCGGGAUGUUGCGGGAGGCCUCAUGGCCUGGGCUGCCAAAAUCGAUGGAACGUUUCCGCAAUACUGAGAUGGCCGGUAGAGUCUGACCAGCGAAAGAUGUGGGUUGUCAUGUUACCUAAAGAUUUUUUGCCUUUAUGAAUGUAUUUGCAUUUUUUUCAGUAAUGUACGGAAGAGCCUGGGAUUCUCCAAUAUCUGCGGAUAGGUGGACUUCUUUUUAUAAGGAGCUUUUUAAUUGUAACUUACUGGGUGAUGUAGCAGUUAAGGGGUUAUAACACUGUUCCUCUGAAUUGUCUUGUGAUUGCAGCACUUGGAUGGUGUGUUGAACAAGUGGGAUAGAAUGUAAGUGACAGGACUUUGUGUUUUGAACUGCAGGUCAUUUGCGUGUCCUGCCUUUUUUUUUUUUUUUUUUUUAAUCUCCCAAUUAAAAAGCUCUUUAAAGUUGUUCAUUUCAUUGCUUGGAAAGGUGUAAUAUACUUACUGAAUUGAUCACGGAUGAUAUAGUUAAGUUUAUUGUUUACUAAGACAUUCUUUGGGUGUUAUUUCUAAUUCAGAUGAUGGAACAUGCCCUAGAGAAAUCAGUGUUUAAAAUGUAAA
Messenger RNA from Kogia breviceps (pygmy sperm whale), 1896 nucleotides. It is a transcript of the gene MOCS3, whose product is annotated as molybdenum cofactor synthesis 3. Gene Ontology annotation, molecular function: URM1 activating enzyme activity; thiosulfate-cyanide sulfurtransferase activity; adenylyltransferase activity. The record is from RefSeq and is a predicted model, not a curated record. NCBI's taxonomy places the organism in Eukaryota, Metazoa, Chordata, Mammalia, Artiodactyla, Physeteridae. Gene Ontology annotation, biological process: protein urmylation; tRNA wobble position uridine thiolation. Gene Ontology annotation, cellular component: cytosol; cytoplasm.